Messenger RNA from Polypterus senegalus (gray bichir), 2550 nucleotides. It is a transcript of the gene slc16a7, whose product is annotated as solute carrier family 16 member 7. Bases 139 to 1614 code for a protein of 491 amino acids. Gene Ontology annotation, biological process: transmembrane transport; monocarboxylic acid transport. The record is from RefSeq and is a predicted model, not a curated record. Lineage: Eukaryota; Metazoa; Chordata; Cladistia; Polypteriformes; Polypteridae. The transcript has 5 exons. Gene Ontology annotation, molecular function: monocarboxylic acid transmembrane transporter activity. Gene Ontology annotation, cellular component: membrane.
GACCGACCCACCGCGCUACAAAACCCCGCCGACUGCCACACGCGGCUCUUGGGCGCCUCCGAGGAACGAGAGAAGGGCUAACGUGACGGGACGGGACUGGGCAUUUAAAAGCAGCUUCCUGUCUUUGUGCCAGCAACAAUGCCACCCCCGCCAACCACUAAUCUGGGUUAUAUUCCCCCUGAUGGAGGAUGGGGCUGGGCUGUUGUGUUUGGAGCCUUUAUGUCCAUCGGCUUCUCCUAUGCCUUCCCCAAAGCCUUGACCAUCUACUUCAAGGAGAUUCAAGAGUUCUUCUCUGUAUCCUACAGUGAGAUAGCCUGGGUGUCAUCCAUCAUGUUGGCAACCAUGUAUGCUGGAGGUCCAGUGAGCAGCAUCCUUGUGAACAAAUAUGGCAGCAGGCCUGUGGUCAUCAGUGGUGGUGUGAUGUGCGCCGUUGCCAUGGUGGCUGCAUCCUUUGGUACCAGCAUCAUUCAGCUCUACAUCUGCGUUGGAGUCAUUGGAGGAAUGGGCCUUGCCUUCAACCUGCAGCCAUCCCUGACUAUCAUUGGCAAGUACUUCCUGAAGAAGAGACCUAUGGCCAAUGGCCUGGCUAUGGCUGGCAGCCCGGUGUUCCUGUGUACCUUGGCUCCUGUCAACCAGCUGCUUUUUGACACUUUUGGCUGGCGGGGAAGCUUCUUCAUUUUGGGAGCCUUGCUACUGAACUGCUGUGUUGCUGGCGCUUUGUUUCGGCCCAUUGGCGUAACCUCCACGAGUGCUCAGAAACAACAGCCAAUCGGCGAAGAGAAAGUGAACAAUGGAGCCUCCAGUGAGCCGUCGAGUCGUCAGGCCGCAAACCUGUUUUCUGGGAGAGAGCCGGCUAAGCCUGCGGGCUGCUGCCAGAAAGUCAAUAAAUUCAUCGAUAUCUCCCUCUUCAAACACAGGGGCUUCCUCAUCUACCUCAUUGGAAACGUCUUGAUGUUUUUUGGCUUUUUUGCUCCCAUCGUGUUCUUGGCUCCUUACGCCAAGCACCUCGGCAUCGAUGAGUACUCGGCAGCUUUCCUGCUCUCUAUCCUGGCCAUUGUUGACAUGAUCGCCAGGCCCGGCACGGGAAUGCUGGCCAACACGAGGUGGAUCAGGCCCAAGAUCCAGUAUUUCUUCAGUUUCUCAGUUGCUUACAAUGGCGUCUGUCACCUCCUGUGCCCUUUGGCCUCUGGGUAUUUGGGGCUUGUGAUGUAUGCUGUCUUCUUUGGCUUGGCAUUCGGCAUGGUCUGUGCCUUGCUCUUUGAGACCCUGAUGGACCUGGUUGGAGCGCAGCGCUUCUCGAGUGCUGUCGGACUGGUCACGAUCAUCGAGUGCUGCCCGGUUCUGCUUGGACCACCCAUUGGAGGUGCCCUCGUGGAUGCGUUUGGCGACUACAAGUACAUGUACUACGUCUGCGGUGCCGUCAUGCUGCUGGCGGGCAUCUUCCUCUUCAUAAUGAACUACUACAACUACCGCCUGCUGGAGAAGGAGGAGAAGGAGAGAGAGAAGGAGGAGGAAGAGGAGAAGGUGGAGCUGGAAAUCCCAGGAUCAGAGGCCUGCUGUGAGUCUGAGGAGACAAACGAGAAGCCCACCACAGCAGAGCAGGAGGAGGCCUGAGCUGGGGGGGGGUCACUGGGGGGUCAUCUUUGUGCAAACGGCCUGUUCAACGAAGGGCGGGCUGCCCACCCAUCAUGUGAAUUAGCCAUCAUGUGAAUUAGCAGUUUGUGCCCAAGUGCCCCUGGGUAUCUGGUGACAGGCCGCACAUUGUGCCACACACCCAACCUUUACAAACCCCAGUUUUUUUCUUUUAAUUUUGUGUGAUUUUAUUUAUUUUUAUGGACAGUUAAAGCCAAACAAGUCUUAUCAGGGCACCCAAAGUAUGAGCAGGUCCUGGUGUUGCGCCCACCGCCUUGUUUUACCCCCUUGAGAGGUGGAGGGCGUCUUCAGGAAUGGGUUUUUCUGGUGUUUUUUAUGCUAGGGCUCGCGAGCGGCUGCAGGUCAUAAUGGUGGUGGGUCGCUGCUCCGACGAUCGCACUUGACUCACUAAGGGGGAGCUGGUGGGUCACAGAGACACCUGAAUCAGCAGCGCUUGGUGACACAAAAAUAAAAAAAUGGCUGAUAGAGCCUUGCCCAGCAUUCCGGUGGGCACUCUGUGUGUGUCCCCCCCCCUUUAUUGGUGUUUCUUUUUAGUUUAUUGAUCAAGAAGUGAAGUGGCAAAGGUGGUCAGGCCUCUCGACUCCAGCAGCCCGCUUCGAGAUCCGUUGCUUGGUCGUCGUCAUCCGUGUGUGUGUGUGUGUGUGUCUCUCAAUCGGCGUUGUCUGGGGUCAAGUUCUACUUUGCCCUUAGUGCUGCCAGGCCAGGAGGGGCUGCCAUGAUUACACUUAAAAACUGUGACAAGUGACGACACUGGGGCAUUGGGCCUCACACCCCCCCGCCAGCUCAGCCUGUUAAUCGAACUCCUAAUCGAGGUCGGCGACUUCUUGCAGCUGUCGAGUGUGACAUUCCUGAUGUCACUCCUGUACGUGAAACCCAAUAAAAGACUCGGUGUUCAGG